AUGGAUUUCCGGAAGUUGUUCCUGCAUUCUUCUCUUCUAGUACUCCAUAUCGCAUUUUCUUCCUCCAAAGACACCACAACUAUAAAGCAAACCAUUCAUGAUGCAAAUAGGAAUAAACCAAUCAAUGGUUCCUUGGGAGUUCUAUCCAUUGACCAAUAUGGAAAUCUCAUUCUCCAUAGCCACCACAACCAGAAAGUUCCUAUACGGUCUACAAAUGUCUCAGUAGAGGUUACAGAUACUUGCGUAGUUCAGCUCUUGGAUACAGGAAAUUUGAUUUUGGUCCACCAUGGAAGUACCGUGUGGGAAAGCUUUGAUCAUCCCAUGGAUACUAUACUGCCAGGAAUGAAACUUGGGUUGAACCGAAGGACAGGCAUGAACCGGUUCCCGAUAUCUUGGAGAUCAGCAGAUGACCCUAGAACUGGAAACUUCUCACUUCAGAUCAACCCAAAAGGAUCACCACAGGUCUUUAUCUACUGGGGUAUAAAAUAUAUUUGGCGAAGCUUUUGGCCCUCGAAAAGUUAUGCGCUUACAUCCAGUGUUAGUUUUGUCAGCAAUCAAAAUGAGACAUAUAUGACCUAUUCUGUUUCUGAUGCUUCUGUUAUCCUAAGAGUAAUGUCGGACUAUUCAGGACUUGUUAAGAAACUAAUUUGGCAUGAAAAAGAUGGCAAAUGGAAUAAAUUCUAG
Messenger RNA from Hevea brasiliensis (rubber tree), 684 nucleotides. RefSeq names its product G-type lectin S-receptor-like serine/threonine-protein kinase RKS1. Bases 1 to 684 code for a protein of 227 amino acids. The transcript is spliced from 2 exons. The record is from RefSeq and is a predicted model, not a curated record. NCBI's taxonomy places the organism in Eukaryota, Viridiplantae, Streptophyta, Magnoliopsida, Malpighiales, Euphorbiaceae.